Messenger RNA from Armigeres subalbatus, 1645 nucleotides. Its product is annotated as zinc finger protein 853-like. The coding region runs from base 16 to 1086 and encodes 356 amino acids. Lineage: Eukaryota; Metazoa; Arthropoda; Insecta; Diptera; Culicidae. The record is from RefSeq and is a predicted model, not a curated record. The transcript is spliced from 2 exons.
UCCGUUUAUUUCCGGAUGUCAAACGGUAGCGUAGCGAGUGCCGAGAAGAAUUCUCGAAGAAAAAGUGAUGCACCUGGUGAAGAGGGGGCGAGUUGCGGUACGUGUCGUCGAGUAGAUACUAGCCGUAUGGUGCAGUGUGACGACUGUGACGCGUGGUUCCACUACGGAUGUGUUAACGUCGAUGAUAGUAUCCAGUACCAUGACUGGAGCUGUAAUGGGUGCAUGAGAACUUCGUUGGAGCGGCAGAGACGUGUCUUGAGUGAACAGCUGGAGAGUCUUGAGCAGAGGCAGAUGCAAUGGCAACAAGAGCAACAGAUGUAUCUGGAGCAGAUGGAUAAUCAGCGAAAGCUUGAACAGCGGCAGAAGCAGCAGGAGUUGCAGCAGCUAAAGCGGAAGCAGUUUGAUCAGCAGCAGAUCGAAGAGUUGCAGUUGCAGCAGGACAAGCAGUCGGACUCAGUCACAACUGGAACCGUAGUGCCUUUGAAAUCACUCGGCGCGAUUCCUAAGCAGCAGCAAAUGCAGUGGCAACAAGAGCAGCAGAAGCACCAGGGGCAGAUGGAUGAUCAGCAAAAGCUUGUACAGCAGCUAAAGCAGAAGCAGUUAGAUCAGCCGAUCGGAGAGUUGCCUUUGCAACAGAACCAGCAGUCGGAGCCAGUCACAACGAGAACCGAAGUACCUUCAAAAUCACUAGACUCUUCUCCAAACCAGGGCAAAAGGAAAGAGCCUCUGGCAAGCUCAACAACCAACGACAUAAGACCAUCCGGCACAUAUGGCAAGGCGUCAUCGAAGGGUUCGAAGCAUUCGAUGAAAGUCCGGCAGUUGCAACUCAAAGCGCUAGAAGAGAGGCAAGCACUGGAAAAGAGGCAAUUAGAAGAACGACUAGCACUAGAGCGAGAGAUGUUAGACACAAGUGAGUCGGAGGAAGAAUCGGUGGUAAAUCUCGAAAAGAUUGACGAGUGGCUUGAAAAAACUGAGAACAUGGGAAACUCGCUGAACGAGACACCUUUACCAGUGUACAAUGAGAACCUACGAAUGCCAAUCAGUCUUCAAGGUGCAACAGGUGUAAGAUGUUCACACUCGAUUUAAAUAACCUUCGUAAUCUGUGGCCUGCACUGCCUUGGAGUUGGACCGUCUAGAAUCCCACAUUUGCUGAAGAAACAUCAUCCAAGCGAUACGAGGUGGCCGCGAAACAUGAAAUUCCUGCAAAGCUCUUUCAAACUACAGCCGGUGGUCAACAGCGGUGGUGGUGGUUUGAAAUGAAUCAACGAGAUGCCCAACCCGGAAAUGCCCAAAACACGGCUGUGCUGCAGUGUGUUGCAUCCCAUCCGAAAACUGGGUCCGCUUUCCUGGUGACCCAGCCGACCCAGCACGUCGACAACGAACGCGUCGAUAAUCUUAGAUUGACUUUGCUAGAAGUGAUCGGAUCGUUAGUAUAUGCCGUUAGAAAAAACCCAAGAAAAGAAAACUGCCAUUGUUUUUUGUUAGAGAAACCAAAAGAACGGAUUUCAAUAGGAUCCGAUAGACUACAGCUUCGUGAACGGCGGGUGAUUAAUAUAGAAAGUGAUAGUAGUUUAGCACUUAGUAGGUAUGCUUUCAAAGUUUUACUGGCUCCCGAUUAUCCAGAGUUUAGUCUGCAUCGAAAUCG